Messenger RNA from Schistocerca piceifrons (Central American locust), 3165 nucleotides. RefSeq names its product transmembrane protein adipocyte-associated 1 homolog. Gene Ontology annotation, molecular function: G protein-coupled receptor activity. The transcript is spliced from 9 exons. Gene Ontology annotation, cellular component: plasma membrane. The record is from RefSeq and is a predicted model, not a curated record. Gene Ontology annotation, biological process: G protein-coupled receptor signaling pathway. NCBI's taxonomy places the organism in Eukaryota, Metazoa, Arthropoda, Insecta, Orthoptera, Acrididae. Bases 361 to 1518 code for a protein of 385 amino acids.
CACUGUAUGCCGAUGGUUUGCAAUUUUUAUUGCUACUUGUACAAUACCAACUUUGAUUUAGGGCAAAACAACUGUACACAGUGGGUUUAUUAUUGCACAAGUUUGAUAAUAACAUCGUUGGCAUGGACUGGCGGAGAAUACUGAAAAGUUUGACGUUUGUGGAAAUGUGAGGUUUCACGCAUGGGUGCCCAAAGCAUGUUAUCUGGAGGAUAAGUUGCAAAUGCUGAAGUUGUGUCGGGUAUUACUGCGAGCUCCUCAUGUGUCACUUAGCUGGAGGAAGACUUGAGAGUAUAUCAUUCGAUCGCUGAUGGCAAUAUUUAGGGCCAGGACGCGAUCAGAACUCGAUGAGAAUCCAUUCGUAUGUUGUUCAACCGAGAACUCGUGGGAUAUAUUACCAUGAUGUCUUCUACAUGGGAGCCAAAUGCGACAACGCCUUCAGAACCGAUUCAGGAAGAACAUAUUUGUAAGCUAGUACUGUACUACGAAAUCGCAAACUCAAGAGUACGAAUUUGGGAUGUCAUCAUCUUGAUGCCAAAUUUUAUUUUCCUUGUGUUCCUGACAUUCCGUUUCAAUAGAGCUCGUCUGAAACUUCGGGCAACAAGCAGUCCAAUUUUUCUUGCGUUUUAUGGACUGGUUUUGGUAAAUGUGGUCAUCAGUUUAAUUCGUUGUGUGGUUUCCAUGACAGUAAAUGCCUCCGUCUCUGUUGGUGAUUACACAGAUAAAGUUCUGUGGAUAAUUGUGAGAUUCUUCCUGUUAGCAAUGGAACUGAGUGUUGUUAUUUUUGGCCUUGCAUUUGGUCAUCUGGACAGCCGUAGCAGCAUACGCCAUGUGUUGCUAGCGACGUCCUUCAUAUCAUUAGGAUUCACAAUUACCCAAGGAGUGCUAGAGAUUGUUUCACCAGAUGAGAGCUUCCACAUCCUGUCGAAAGAUUAUAAUUUAUUUGGACAUGGAGGAAUGCUUUUCUGGUUUACCAGUUCGGUUGUAUUUACAUUGGUUUAUCUUGUCAUCUUAAUCUUACCAUGGACAAGACUAAGAGAACGUCUUGCCUUGCCAACUAAACGUUCCUUCUACCUCUACAUUUUCUUCCUCGUUGUACUGAAUUUGACACAAUCAAUUGGAAGUGGGCUUCUGAAUUAUGGUAUUGUUGAUGGUCUCUGUGUGGUUGAUGUCACGACAUGCAUCUACUUCACCCUGUUAACACCACUUGUAUAUCACACAUUUCUGAGUGAGUUUUUCAGCAUCUCUCAGCCAAGUAUAAUGUUCUCAUACAAAGCGCAAGUUGAUGACAACAUGGAAGAUGAUACAGUUUCGCUUCCUCAUCAGCAAUCUUUCUCAUCGUUGAAGACUGACUCAGAUUAUAUAUACCAGGUUAUUCUUCAUCAGACUGAUGAUAAUGUGUGCCGAACUGAAAUUUUGCAUCCAAGCUCAGGAAUUGUUUGCUCGUUUACCAAACACUACAUUCCUACUGCAACAGCUGGUGAUCUCACUGUUUCUAAGGAGGCAGCUGUCAGUGAUUGAACUGCUAAUUAAUGUGUGAUGUGAUGUGAAAACUCUUUACUAUAAUGAUUGAAAUGGAUUUUGCUCCUGAGGUUUAAACACCAUCUACUGUUGUACAGUGUACUGAAGUUCAGUAGCUACUGUGUUUUGCAGUUUGACUCAUAUUGUUUAAAGUUUUUUGUACUGUCAUUUAUAAAUAAUUUCUAGAUCUAGAAAUUGAAUACAUAAUUGACAGUUAGUCAGAUGUGAUAGCCUAGUCAGAAAAAACUAAAGUGUAGUUGAAAAGGGUAUUUCAUUUAUUAUGCUAAACUUAUAGGAGAGCUAUCACUUGCAUGUAAAUGCAGGAGAAUAUUUUCUCUUUGUUGUUAUUUAUUUUAAAACAUGUAUUGAAUUUCCAUUUUAACACACCACUACUGUGAUUUAUAAAUGUGUUAUAAAAAAGGCUGAUCAGCAGUAGUGGAACUAUUGCUCAGACAGACUCAUUAUAAACAGAAGAUUGUGAACUGCCAACCAAAUUAUAGCAUAUGUGCACGAGAUGAAAAAGGAACAAAGGUGUUUUGUAAAAGAGGCAAUGUAAAAUAACAAAUGAAACCCAAAUAUCCAAUUAGAAACCAAAAGGUAUGUGGAAUGAAACCCAGAUUGGAACAAAUGUAACCUGUGUGCACUGUUUUUGGUAGUUAAUUGCUUCUUGACUUAAUGCUCAAAUAUGUGUCACCCUUUCCUGUUUGUGUUCUCACCCAAUCUGGCCAUACUUCUUUCCUAUUGGUCAGCUCCUGAAAGAGGUGUUUCAAAAUUCUUGAUAGUUUCGUUGAGCUAUAUAAAAGUUCCACUAUUACUGAUUUUUCCUUUAGGUGUCACCUAACUUUACAUUUGUAGUGUUCAGUUUUGAUACUAUGCUUUAGAUUGUGUGGUGUUUAGGAUGAAAGAUUUCUUUAGGCCAUUCUCUCUAAAUGAAAAAAUUACUUUAGUGCUACGCUGAAGACUUGAUUCCUUCUAGAAUCUUCUUUGUGUUUUUUGAACUUCUCAAGUAGCAUUGUAUUCUGCAUUAAUUUUGUUUCACAAGUUUAUUUGGCUGUGGAUUCUCACAAUUAAGAAUGUAUGUUUACAUAUCAGAAAGGAACAUGUAACUUUAGCAGUCUGUUGUUUUUAAAACUGUGCAUCAAAGUAGAUACAUAAUUUUUUGAAACAUUUACUGUAGUAGUACUGUGUUGAAUGGUAGAAACCAGACCCCAUGUAUUUGGUUUACUUGUUUGCUUAGUUUUCCAUGUAUCUCGGUGAGGUUACACCAUGUGUGUUCUUGAGUCCAGUGAUUUUCAAAGUUGGUUUCUGUUACAGUAAACAGCUUCUUACUACUUGAAGUAAUUUUGUGAAGUUUGCUUAUAAUGAUAGUGUUAGAACCAAAUGUAGAAAUUGUUUGUUUUCUUUGUCCUUGAUCAAUAACCUAAGAAAACACAAGAUGUGUGAACCUCCAGAGAUGUGAGAAAUUUGAAUCUUUCGUUUUAAAUAUUUCUUAAAUACAGCACCUAAAGAAAAGUAUGCCUCUUCCUGUAUCCACGUACCAUCUGCUACUUACAUUAGUGUGUCCUAGUGACCGUCUCUCCUUUUCCUAUGUAGUGUUUAUUUACAAUGUUCCCAUUUUGUUUUUUGUUUGUGAUAUUAAUGUGCAAU